AAAGCCCUUGGUGCUUCGCCAGGAUCACCCGUGAUCCGGCUCCUGUGUGUUUGUGUCCUGUAUGUCCCCGGCGAGUAAACCGGAAAAUGCACAGUGUUGUGGACCUUACCCUUGGUGACGAGGACGCUGAGCUGAACUCACGAUCCCCAGGUAGCAAUGGAAGGAGGUUGAAGCAGAGCCGAUUGUCGUUUCAGGCGCUCCGAUCGACGUCCUCGAAACCCACCGAUGGUGGCGAAACACGUAAGCGGAAACCUUCCUCCGAUGUUCUUCACGUUGACAUGCCCGUGGCCAAGGUUGUGCGAGUCGCGAAUCUGCAAGCCCCGGUCGAGCAAGAUGCGACCGACGCGAUCAUUGCGAUCGACGAUAGCGAUUCUGCGGAUGAUGAGAAAAUGGACCUAGCACCAGCAGGUGAAGCAACGUCUUCGUCCCGGAACUGUUCGCCUGUUAUCGCCACGGAUGUGGAACACGCACCGGUACAACAAGCAAAGGCUGUGCUAUCCGAUCCACUCGACGCCACCGUCACGCUCAGUUCCAGUGAUGAGGAGGGAACCGAGACGCUGUCCCCUGCCAAUGAAGAGAGUGUACAGACGGCCGAUGGCCAACCGGCUGUUAAGAGAAAACUGACUGAAAAACAGGUUGCCCGGCGGCAGGAAUACGAACGGAAGCAGGCGCUGAAAGACCGGGAACGGGAAGAGAAGCGUCGUAAGCAGCAGGAAGAGAAAGAGGAGAAGGCCCGCGAAAAGGAGGAACAGGAACGACAACGCCGCCGGGAGCGUGAAGAGCGGGACGAGCAGAAGCGGAAGGAACGGGAGGAGAAAGACAAACGUCGCCAAUCGGAAAUCGAUCAAAAGAACGAGGAACGCCGGCGCAAGGAGGAAGAGCGGGAGGCGGAAGAGAAGCGGAAGGCGAAAGUGGCCAAAGCGUUCACCAACUUUUUCGUGAAGAAACCGAUCGCAAAGGAAUCGCCGUCCAAGGAAUCGGAUGAUGACAAUUUCAUCGACUCGAACGGAACCCUGUCCGGCGCCCGGUUUAUGCCGUUCUGUGUCAAAAGUGACAUGCGAUUGGCACCGACAACCCGGAGGAUGCUGGACCCGGCGGGCAAGGAAACGCUCACGAAACUGUUGGGAGGUUUCGGUGAUCGUGAGGAUCAGUACCUGAGUCAACUGAAACGUAAGUGCCAUCAACCGAUCAAAACUGGCCGCACCUGGGACAGCAAAGUGGACGAGGAAGAUGACGAUAUUAUGAUCGUCGACGACUCGGCGUACCACCAGAUCGAGGAGGAUCAAGAGGUGUUGAAGCAAACGAUGAAGGCAAAGUUUUUCCUCUUCAUAGAAAAUCGCCGACCACCGUACCGUGGUACGUGGCGCAAGCGAAGCACCGUAGUCAGGGCACGUCGUCCGUUUGCACAGGAUAAGACCUUUUUCGACUACGAAGUCGACUCCGACGACGAGUGGGAAGAGGAGGAACCGGGCGAAUCGCUGCACGGGAGCGAUGACGAGAAGGACGUCGACCCGGAGGAGGACUACGAGGUGGACAAUGAGUUUUUCGUCCCACACGGCCACUUGAGCGACGAAGAGCUGCAGGCGGAAGAAGACGAAGAGGACGGGCGCACGGAAGACAACAGUCCCGAGACGCAGAAAGCCAAGAUUAGGAUAAUGCAGCAAGAGUUUGUGGCCGAAAUGAAAAAGAAAACGGAAAAAAUCAAACCACGGCUGAUCGGGUGCAUCUGGCAGGGCGGCGGCUGUGGCGGCGGUUCGGAUAUUAUCAUGAAGAUACUGAACGAUCGUGCCAUGCUGUUCGAUCCGGCCGAUCCCAUCUCCUUCACCCGGUCGAUUACGAGCGGCGACCAGCAGGAUGCAGACUCACCGGGCAAGCGGGGCCCCAAGAAGAGGCGCAUAUGCGAGGAAGCGGUAUACGAUCUGGUCCGAUUGGUGCACGGCAACGUGAACAAUCGGAAGUUUCUGGCACGCGAGUUUCAGGCCUUUUGGGCGACUGCGGCCUCUCAGGACGGCGGUGAGCAGCCAGAACUGGCCAUGGAAAGUGUUCGCAACAAGAUUAAGGAAAUAGCAGCGUGGGGCGCCUGCCCGCUGGAGGGCCCCAUGCUGGGGAAACACUGCUGGACAGUGGCUCAAGAGGUGCUGGAAGCCCACAAUCUAACGCAACUAGCGCUGCCGAACACCUGGUGCUAUCAACUGAAGGGAAGCAAUCCUGUGCGACUGGCAAAACCGACCGCCACGACCGUAGUGACCGAAGAGAAGGGUGAUUAGUGGUUACACUUUAACCCAAUUGUACACAAACAAGUCAAACAACCUUGACACCGGUAGCUUAAAAAUAAUAGUCAUAUA
Messenger RNA from Anopheles bellator, 2345 nucleotides. RefSeq names its product chromatin assembly factor 1 subunit A-like. Gene Ontology annotation, cellular component: CAF-1 complex; nucleus. The coding region runs from base 87 to 2267 and encodes 726 amino acids. Gene Ontology annotation, biological process: nucleosome assembly. The record is from RefSeq and is a predicted model, not a curated record. The transcript is spliced from 3 exons. NCBI's taxonomy places the organism in Eukaryota, Metazoa, Arthropoda, Insecta, Diptera, Culicidae.